AUGGGUCAUUUACCUCGCGAUCGUGUCACUCCAAACUCUCCAUUCUAUAUUACUGGUGUAGAUUACGUUGGACCAUUUCUGAUAAAGGACAGAAAGGGCCGUCGCUGCAAGACAUCUAAGUGCUGGGUGGCGGUAUUUAUUUGCUUUGCUAGUCGCGCUAUUCACCUAGACCUCGUAACGGAACUCAGUUCCGACUGCUUCAUAUUGGCUUUGCGCCAUUUUGCGUCCCGCUGGGGAAUGCCUGCCAAAAUCUACUCCGAUAACGGAACCGGUUUUGUCGGCGCGAAUUCGGAAUUGCGUGAUUCAGGUCAGUUUUUGAAGGAGAACGAAAAAUUCUUAAAUCAACAUUUCACCAUUGAAAGGUUCAACUGGAAAUUUAUACCAGCCUACUCUCCGCAUUUCGGUGGUUUGUGGGAAGCAGGGGUGAAAUCCGCUAAGCAUCACCUCAAAAGAGUCAUGGGCAACGCGCUAUUCACAUUCGAAGAGUUUUACAGUUUGUUGGCACAAAUCGGCGCAAUACUGAAUUCCCGACCUUUAACCCCACUCUCCUCCGACCCGCUUGACCCAUAUCCACUGACCCCUGCACAUCUGCUCAUUGGGCGCUCACUGACUACUGUGCCAGACCCCGAUGUCACGCAUUUGCCAGAAUCUCGCCUAUCCAGGUAUCAAAGGAUUCAGCAGGUGCAGCAGAACUUCUGGUCGCGCUGGUCGAAGGAGUACAUCACCGAGCUGCAGCACAGAGGCAAGUGGCGCUCCCAAGCCUCGACCUGGAUUCGCAAGGGUAUGGUAGUCCUAAUCAAAGACGACCAUCUCCCUUCCAUGAAAUGGCAGAUUGGUGUCGUCACAGUGCUGCAUCCAGGUUGCGACAACAUCGUUCGAGUAGCGUCGUUGCAGACCAAGAAGGGCAUAAUCAAGAGAACAGUCGCUCGCCUAUGUCCCUUACCUGUAGAGCCGUCUCCCCUCUGCGAAGUUCAACAAUCAGCAGACGACAUCUCAUCAUAA
Molecule: messenger RNA, 1002 nt
Organism: Hermetia illucens (black soldier fly)
Lineage: Eukaryota; Metazoa; Arthropoda; Insecta; Diptera; Stratiomyidae
Exons: 1
Coding region: 1-1002 (333 amino acids)
Biological process (GO): DNA integration
Molecular function (GO): nucleic acid binding
Source: RefSeq, a predicted model, not a curated record